AAUACUGAGGAGCCUAAAUAUCUAAAGCCAAACAAUCCUUUACAUCUCUCUCUCUCUCCAUGGCUUUCUAAAAUCCAUUUAUUUUGUAUAAAGAGAGAAACUUGUAACGUCAUUUUGAAUAAAGAGCCCUCCCUCAUUCUCUUUAUGCUCACUACUACUGUUCUGUUUUCUCUAAAAAAGAGUGAAAAAAGAAAAAAAAAGAAAAGUCCCGCUUCCAAUUCUUGAAAACUAAAACCCUCUUUCUUUUAAAAAGACCCUUUGUUGUUUCUUUGUUUCCCUAUUUUAUUUUUUGGUGAAGUGAAAUGGCUCAUCAGUUUCCUCCAAAUUUAGACGACGGAGAACACUGGCUUCCAUCUGAUAUUUUACUGAAUGAAGUAGUGUUACCCGCUAAAUACAACAACAAUAGUAAUAACCCAAAUCGCUUUUCUUGCAUGGAAGAUCUUGCUGCCCAUUUCGCUACUCUUUCUUUACUCAAGAAUCACCAUUCUUUAACAAGUUUAACUCCUUCAAGACCCAUUCCAAAUCCAUCAUUAUGUUCUCAGAGAGUUAAAAUGGCGGUUCGAGACCAUUUGCCAACUGGGUAUCUUGGUUUUGAUGGCGGUGCUGGUGAACUUAGUCAAAGGUGUUAUGGGUACGCUACCGGUCCCUUUUUAUCCCGGUCUGAACCGCUUUAUGAUUUUCAAGUCCAACCACAGCAGGUUGACAGCUACCUGGAAAAAACAAGGUCUAGGUUUUUGCAAAGGCAAAGACACUAUCUUCAGGAUCGGGUUUACCCAUUUCAGGGAAGUGGGUUUGGUGGCGGUGGUUUGAGAGAGUCAGCAGGUACUGGUGUUUUUCAUCCUCGCAUUGUGAACCCCAGAAUUGCUUCUUCUGGUGGUGCUGAUGUUAAAAGAAAGCAAAGUGGGAGAAGCAGACAACACCCUGAGAUUGAUCAGGUGACUCCACUGAGGAAUUCCACCAUGAGAAAGGUAGUUGUUAACAAUCAGGAAGAUUGCUACUAUCAUCUUCCUCCAGAAAUGGGUUUGCCUCAAGACUGGACUUAUUGAGCUCCUCUCUUCUCCAGACUCUAAUUUUAGUUGUACAAGUGGUCCAAGUAAGGUGAUGAUAGUAAUAGAAUAAGACCUAUAGGAGAAGACUAAAUACAAGUUCAUAAUCUUUUAGGGUUUUGUGCAGUGGGACUAGAGAGAAAAUAGUAGUUAGGUAGGGAGAUAGCCGUGCUUAGAAUUAUGUGUCUGUCUGAGCUACCAAAUUAGCUUAUUAUAUGGUUUAUGGAAAUAAAUAAAAGUGUUAUUUUGUGUAAGUUUUUGGGUUGAAAUCAAUUACCAAAAUGACUAGACUAUUAUUAUAUUAAAAAUGGAUAGAAGAAUAAUAUUUUCUAUUAAGUUUCUUGGAAGACA
Ricinus communis (castor bean) is the source of this 1397-nucleotide messenger RNA. RefSeq lists its product as uncharacterized. Lineage: Eukaryota; Viridiplantae; Streptophyta; Magnoliopsida; Malpighiales; Euphorbiaceae. Bases 303 to 1046 code for a protein of 247 amino acids. The transcript has 4 exons. The record is from RefSeq and is a predicted model, not a curated record.